AUGAAGAAUUUUUCGAUAUGGUGGAAGGAUAUUCUAGCCCUUGACAGUGCUGUUCCGGAGAAUUUGUUCGCGCAAAAUUGUAAAAUUAUCUUGGGAAAUGGCUUUGAGACGUCGUUUUGGAAUGCGUGGUGGACGAACGAAGGAAUUCUAAAAAGUCCGUUUCCAUCUCUGUUUUCUUGUUCUUUAUUACAGGUUGUUUCAGUCGCAGCAAUGGGAGGGUGGACGAGUAAUGGCUGGAAAUGGUCUGACUUUGGAAUCCCGCAGAGUGUUAUAGAGGAGAGGCGUCUGCAGAUCCCGUUAUCAAACAUGACAAGCUUGCUGAACAACUAUAGUCCGAAGGAUGAAGCCACUGGCCUUCGUGUUUCAGCUGCUCAGCUUUCGGAUCCUCUCUGUUUCGUCACCGGCAGUAUCACGUCUGAGCUUGGGACAGCCGCUGCUGACUCGACAGACGCUGCUGACUCCGUCUCUUGGAUGCUGGAAAGCACUGGUACGUACUCGGUAGCUAGCUGUUAUCGCUUGUUAAGUACUAAAUACAUUCCUAUGGGUCCUGUGGAUAAAUAUGAAAAAGCUACUAAGCUUAUAUGGAAGAUGCAAGUCCCUAUGAAGGUUAAGGCUUUUGUUUGGAGGAGUUUUUUUAAUAGGCUUCCCACCCGAGUGGCGCUUCAGAUCCGUGGUCUUAAUUCUUCGACCUGCUGCUGUUUUUGUGGUGAAUGUGAUGAAUCAAUCGAGCAUCUUUUUUUGGACUGUGUCGUAGCUUCUUUGGUGUGGAAGGAUAUGGCGGAUUGGAUCGGAUGGAAGGUGGACAAGUGUUCUAGCAUUAAGGAAAGCUUCAUGAGAUGGCAUGGGUAUUCCAAAUUCAAAAGAGUGAGGAAAAGAAAAGAAGGGGUUUUGUGGAUGGCCACUUGUUGGAAUAUCUGGAUGGUUAGGAACGGCAUCGUGUUCAGAAACGAUAAGUGGAACGUCGACGAUAUAGUUUGGAACGCUAAGAUUACGGCAUGGAAAUGGUUGGCCAUAGGAAAAAUUAGCCUUCCCAAAUGUGACUUUUAUAAUUUUAGCAAAGAUCCUUUGCUUUUCUUUUCAUAA
This is a messenger RNA of Vicia villosa (hairy vetch), 1083 nucleotides long. RefSeq lists its product as uncharacterized. The record is from RefSeq and is a predicted model, not a curated record. Bases 1 to 1083 code for a protein of 360 amino acids. Lineage: Eukaryota; Viridiplantae; Streptophyta; Magnoliopsida; Fabales; Fabaceae. The transcript has a single exon.